AGGCAAUUUCCCUUGGUCAAAACACUUUCGCCAAAAAAUGACAGAUAAAUUGGGGGGACAAAAUGAAUUCGUUGAAAAUUUAAGUAUUUUACAGUUUAAAAUGCCACAUCUACUAAUAAAUUAACUGAAAUUAUGAAAAUUAGAUGGAUUUUCGUCAAAUUUUAAUAAAAAAUACACUCCAAAUUGGGAAAAAAGUUAUCUUUUCGAAUUGAAUCCAAAAUUCUUUUUAGCUCCAAAGCUCCAUCGAUGUCGAACAUGAAAUUGGAUGUCAUUCAUAAAAUUGUGGAAAAGGUCGAACCGAUUGAACGGUAUAAUCAGAACUAGUUUUUGGAAGAAUAAUUAAAUACAACUUUUCAACUUUUCCCUUCGAAAAGUCUGUCAUGGCUUUCGCGCAACCGUUGAUGAUAAGAAUCCGGGAAUCAAGCACGUUGGAUUCAAUAUCGAGGACUCUUCAUUCAAAAUGUGUUUGCGUGACGCAAAGUUUUCUGAAAUUGGCUACAAUGUUGGUUAUUCGGAUUGCACAGUAAACUACAAUGAUCGGAAUAAGCGAUUCCUUCAAAUCGACGGCUUCAAAAUGGCUCUGACUGACUUCAGUAGUUAUGAAGAAUCCGAAGCAUCAAUUGGAUAAACUUGAAUUCGAUGGAUUUGAUUCAAAAAACCUGUUCAAAGUAAAACGAAUCGACUUUUUCACUGAUCUUCCAACUUUUGCCACAACAAUUCUUCCGCUUAUGGAACCAGGAACACUUGAACAAAUUAGCAUUGACUGCGACGGGAAUCCAGAUUACGCCGAUCAAUUGUUUGGAAUGGAGCAAUGGAAAAGAGCCAAAUCGAUUAAGAUCAAUUGCCCUGCUGAGUAUCUUUCUAUCGCCGAUGCCAUUGAAAUCAGAGAUAUUCUCUUCAAAUCAGCCGUUUUUGAGUCUGUAAUCAUCAUAACUAAACAAAUCACCGAUGAGGACGUCAUGAGAGUUUUCGAUCCAAAUGAUUUGUUUAACCAAAGUUCCAUUGUCUAUGACGCUGGAAACGGAUCCAAAUUCUGCAUCACCCACCAUGAUCAUAGAAUUGACGAAAAGAAGGAAUAA
Messenger RNA from Caenorhabditis elegans, 1079 nucleotides. The record is from the annotation of a RefSeq genome assembly. NCBI's taxonomy places the organism in Eukaryota, Metazoa, Nematoda, Chromadorea, Rhabditida, Rhabditidae.